Messenger RNA from Lolium perenne, 493 nucleotides. RefSeq lists its product as uncharacterized. NCBI's taxonomy places the organism in Eukaryota, Viridiplantae, Streptophyta, Magnoliopsida, Poales, Poaceae. The record is from RefSeq and is a predicted model, not a curated record.
CCACGUAGAAGAGACAGAUCCCCCACGGUUUCCACAUCUCACCCGCACCACCGUCGUCGCCGGAUGGCGCGAGGAGCGGAAGUUGACCAGGAGCAGCAGCAGCCCUUGGUGGAUCAGGUGAAGGAGUAUCAGGCACGAUCCAGGCAGGCCUGGGCAGCCUCGUCCUUCCUCUCCUCCACCUCCACCGCAAGCUGCAGUUCCUCAUGGCUUGAUGGUUUGCUCGUCAUAUGGGAGCUAGUGUUAUUUGCUUUACUGCUAUUCACGUUUGUUGCUUUUUAUUUCAAAUUCGUAGGACUUGCUUUCUGCUUUGCAUUUGGUGCUGCACUUCUUUAUAUAUGCAUGAGACUAAAGAGAAAGCACAAGAGAAGUAAACAAAGAAUGCUUCUUCCAUUGUCAAUGUAACAUACACCUGACUUCUGCAAAUGCUUCUGUCACAACAUGUAAAGUGUUCUCUUUAAUUCAUGAAUACAUUGUACACUUACGGCAUUGAUCA